AUGCCCUUGAUCCCACGCUUCCACGCCGUUGUCCCACCAGAAGCAGUCUUUAUCCAUGAGGAAGCUUCUGUUGUCAGAGUCGGGGCCAUGUUAUUCCGCAAGGUCACAGAUGCAGGCCAGGGGACCAUUUACGAAGAGCUCUGUGAUAAGGUCCUAGAAGACGGAUGGGAGGACAUCAUCUGUCGUGGAGAUUUCUUGGUCUUAUGCCGCAGGCGCAAGUCAACAGCAGCACACAAGCCACUCACGGAAGAGAAAAAAAGACAGAGAGUCCAGGCAAUGAGACAGCGAAUGAAGACUGUGCAUGCUAGACAGGAUCGUUUGCUAUCUAAGAGCUCCUCUCGCGAUUCUCGACAGAUAAUGUCGUCAAUGAGACGUCAAAUCGCAAGGGAUAUUCUCGGCGGACACGCUUCGGAUCUGGAAGUCGAUACUGACUCAUCCGAGACAGGGUCGGAUAGCUCUAGCUCGAAUGGACUACCAGACUUUCCAUCUGCAGAGGAAUCAUGGAGUGAGGAAUUUGAAAGCGAACAUGACCUGCUCGAAAACAUCAGUGAAGGCGAUAGUGCUGAAAGUGAUCUGGACCUGGAGUCGUGCCCUUCGAGCAGCACGGACUCUGACAUUGAAUCUCGCAUCAGCAACAACUCCGGGGGAAGUAGCGAACUAGGUGAUACCGAGUCCCUGGAAUCCCACGUGAACCUGAGUUCCUGCUUUGAAUCUGAGGGCACAGAAAGUAGCUUUGAGUCAGAUGAGGAUUCUAUCACCGAAUUCACGCCGGUCUCUCCGAGCUUCGAGAAUAAAAACAGCGUCAAGAUCAACGACCACGGUGUUCCCAAUAUCUGUUGCGAUAUGUGCGUGAACAUCUCACUUCGAAUAUGGUACCACUGUGUUCAUUGCGAGGAUGAUAGUUUCGACCUCUGUCAGCGCUGCGAACGGGAGGGACGAUGGUGCUUUGACCUCGACCAUCAACUGUAUCGGUACGUUGCCAGGAAGCCGGUUGGGGUCAUUUCUCGGCGCAGCUUCACCAUCCGUCAAGAAAUCGCCAUCCUUCGCCUGGACCAGAAGACCCCAAAGCUCCUUUUCCACCUACACAAGAAGUACCGGGAUGUGAUUUACGGGUCGCCUCCCGUGAUUCAUGCCUGCCAUCCCUUGGUUGUCUGGCCAUUGAGUGGCUCCCGCCUCCUCUUUGCUGAUUUUGAGAACAAUAAGUUCUUCGAGUACAAGAUUGCGAGCUACACGAGAAGAAAAUGUGAGCCUUUCCCCUCCGUCUUGCUUUCCCCAUCCGAGAGAAUCAGGAUCUUGGGCUGA
This is a messenger RNA of Penicillium canariense, 1302 nucleotides long. RefSeq lists its product as uncharacterized. The transcript has a single exon. The record is from RefSeq and is a predicted model, not a curated record. NCBI's taxonomy places the organism in Eukaryota, Fungi, Ascomycota, Eurotiomycetes, Eurotiales, Aspergillaceae. Bases 1 to 1302 code for a protein of 433 amino acids.